CUUUUUUUUAGAAUAUGGCGGCACAUUUGAGGAACCACGGACUUCUUUAAUUUCUUACCAAGACUGAUGUCCUUCGCUCAUAAAAUAAAAAGUAGGAAGUAGUUUUCGGUCACAGUUCAAUUGGUACUUGUUGUCAAGCUUUGUAAGGUGAUGAUGUUAAAAAAGUGACGAGGUGGUGGAUAUAAACAGCGCUGUGAUGGCAGAGAAGCAAGAAAAAGACAUCGUAGAAAAACUUCAUGCAUGGGCGAAUCAAGAAAUGCUGUUCACUCCUCAGGGACUGCAUGCCAAUAAGCCUAUACCAACAGUAGAGAACUAUAGAGAGAUAUGCAAGGGACCACAAAGAGACAUCUGGAAAUUUAUCAUUGAAAAUGUUCAUUCUGCACAAACUGUGAGGAAAGUGAAAGGAAAUCUCGCACUAAAAGGGACAAAACCUAAGUCCUACAGAGUCAAGUACAAAGCAGAUGAAAAACUGGAUGAACAGAAACAGAAUCUUUUAGACAGGAGAGCUCAGUUAACAGGGGAGGUAACUGCUGCACUGAAAGAUAUAUCUCACCUGGAGAAUGACCUCAGUAGGCUGGAGCAGGAAAUUCUGGACACUGACAGAGAAUGCCAGAUGAAGACGGCCUCAAUUUCAAAUACCAGAAGGAAGUGCGCUCUGCUAAAGACCUACUCCACACAAUGUGGUUUGAUGAUGAGGGAAUUUGAGGAAUACACCAAUCAGAUGUCAAGAAAAAUGACCACCAUUACAAAGCGAGCUAAGAAAACCUCGGAUACUGAGGAGUAUUACUCUUGUAAGAAAAGUUCUACGGAUGAUGAGCAGGGGGCUGUAUCCGUCGGAUUAGAGAGUAAAUGCAGCAGGGAUGUCAGGAAGACGUGUGAUUACGUUGGGAAAUUUCUUCUUGGUGCCCUGCAAGGAGAGUUUGGUACAGAUAAAAAUGUAUUCCAUCAAAAGAAACAGUUGCUAUGGAAACACAUGGAGGACACUUUUUCUGACCAUUCUGUGCAGCAGAUUUACAAUGCCUUGGUAACCAAUACCCAGAAUGCAGCAUUCGACAUGAGAGACUUGACUUCUAAAGUAGACAUCAGAAGAGAUGCUGAGAAGUUAAGGUUUAAGUAUGAGAAUUCUGGAGAGUUGACUGAUUUAUCUAGUUCCCCUUCCUUGUUACAGAGUGUGCAUCAGCUUCUAGAGGAAAACAGAAUUUCUCAGGUCAAAAGAUUCAUAGAGACGGAAAAGUACUUGAAUAGUGCAUGGAGGAAUAAUCAAUUGUUAGAGGAACUAAACAACAAAAUCGACAGACACCUGAAGAAAUUGUUCAAGAAUUCUAGAGAUCUCAACCUGGCAAGGAGUCUGGUAGAUUUGGAGGUGGAUCUAGCUGCAAAACGGGCGGAGUGUCAGUGUUUAUCCCAAGAGGCGACGCUUUUACGAGAGAAUAUUGCAGAGGCAAUGCGGGAGAAAGAAAUUCUGUUUGUAAAAUAUCAGAAAAUACAAGACUUCAAAGAAAUAGCGAACAAGAAGCAAGAAUUAAUCCAAGUCAUCGUUAGACAGAACAUGAAUGCGAAAUCGCGGCUAGAAUCACAGAGAGAAGAGGCUCCUGAGCUGCUGGUGUUCAGUUGUAUAGAAUUGAAAAGAAGAAUUAACACAUUGGAGAAAUUAUCCUCACCAUUGAACGUGAAGAAACGGGAUGGAGACAGUGUUAAACGUGUCGCAGAGCUUUGUGAGAGAGUGAAGGAGCAGGAUAAAUCACUGCUAGAGAGGACCCUGCCAGUGUUACAACAGAGACUUCACAAGACAGGGGCAGCAUUAACAGACUGCAACUCAUUGUCUGAAAGGCUGCAGGAAUGGUGGGAACAGCCAGCUCAAUACACGGUUCCCUGGGUAAAAGUAGACCAGAAUACCCUCCAACAGUGGCAGAGCCGAUGGACCGUUCUCUCCACCAAGUACAGACAACUUCUGUUGCAGAAAUCUUAAAGCGACCUCUUAUGGUACAAUUUGUUGUAAGCACCUUCAGACUCUUUCUGUUUUUGUACUGAACUUUAUUAUGAAGUUCUUCAAACUGAUUAAAAUAAUUUUGUUAAUGUGUAAAA
Molecule: messenger RNA, 2085 nt
Organism: Ostrea edulis (European flat oyster)
Lineage: Eukaryota; Metazoa; Mollusca; Bivalvia; Ostreida; Ostreidae
Exons: 16
Coding region: 197-1969 (590 amino acids)
Biological process (GO): centrosome cycle; spindle assembly
Cellular component (GO): HAUS complex; centrosome
Source: RefSeq, a predicted model, not a curated record